This is a messenger RNA of Cantharellus anzutake, 2841 nucleotides long. Its product is annotated as WD40-repeat-containing domain protein. The record is from RefSeq and is a predicted model, not a curated record. The transcript is spliced from 7 exons. NCBI's taxonomy places the organism in Eukaryota, Fungi, Basidiomycota, Agaricomycetes, Cantharellales, Hydnaceae. The coding region runs from base 1 to 2841 and encodes 946 amino acids. Gene Ontology annotation, molecular function: protein binding.
AUGCCCCUCCCACGUGUUGUCGAAGAAACGGAUGAGGAUUUCGACUCUGUUCAUCAUGCACUGCACGACACGUCCACGUCUAGCGAGACGUCCCCACCAAGUGCGAUUUUCUCCUUGGGGAACGCGGGGACUGAAGACGAGGAUCCAUUUGCCGAUGCUUUCUUUGAGACGGAAUCCGGGAUGAAUGUUCUGGAUGACAUUGAGCCAAUCGAGGAUAACAAAAGUACCGAGUUCGCCACUGGGACCAGACCCCUUUUUCUUAAGCGAACCCCCACUACUUUCUCCACAUUCUCCAACUUCUCCACCAUCUCCGACUUUUCGACCUUUUCCAAUGGUUCGGUUUUAUCAACUCGGAGCACCGGGCGAACGUUUCCGCUUAGGGACCUUUGCGAGAAGGUGAUUGAAAAGCACCUAUGGCUCCAAAUGGCCAGGAUCGUUAGCGCAUCCUGCUAUUCUCAAUCACGGAAUCUCAUCCUGCAUCGGUUCCUUAUCUUGCAAUUACGCCGUCCGGGGAGAAAUGAUAUAUGGCUACGGAUUGAUCGGAGAGCCGGACUGGGCAUUCUCUCCCUUGUGCGGAAACUCGGCACAACUCCUGCCCAUGAUACGGUUCAAUUAUCGGCGUCUAAGGAAGCCCUUGCUAAAACGGCGCGCCAAGAAAACAUGCAGGAAUUCAAAAGACAACCCUUUCUCGCUGAUUUCGGUGAAUAUCUUCGCGUCAUCUCUGAAGAACUGCUGGAAUAUAAAAUCUGGCCGGAGAAUUGUUGGAUGUUCUGUUCCCUAUUACAAGACCAUCUUGAAGGGUCAGGAGACGGGUAUUAUACAUUCGGACGCGCUGUUGCUCCUGACAUUGCACCAUCUAUCCGAGGGAGAAUAUCGGAGCGAGCAGCAGCCCAAGUGACACCCAAUACAAUUAUGACAGUGUUGCAAAAUUGGACUUGGGCCUUAAGCCGCUCGUGGCAACCCUUCAGAAUAGCCUGGGAUGGUCAUUCAAUCGCUAUGAUUCUUGCCAAAAUUGUGUGCGCAGCACAAGGGUCAGAGGAUCACUCCCACACGCAUGACAUCUCGGAGCGGAUUGAUGGGGCCUCAGUUGCCGCUCACCUAGAAAAGAGUGAUUUGCACUCUCGCAUUGCCAUGUUCUGCAUUGACGCCCUUGGCCGUUUGCCAGAGGGAAAUGUUCUUCAACUCCCUAACCCAUUAAUCCUCAACUCCGACAUGCCAGAUCUCGCCUUUCGAAUCCAAUCAAAGAUCUCCGAAGAUGUUCAGUAUGCUGCACUAUAUGGCCUUCUUCACGUUGCGGAAAUUAAAAACCCUUCAGCUGAGCUUUUCAGCAGAUUAGAAACGUUCAUUGCUGAAUCGGUGAUCAAAUGGUUGGAAGUCUUGAGCCUGCUGGAAGCAGCAAGAAACGCUCUGAUCGCAUUGGAGAGAGUGAUUGUGUGGUGCCAGAGUCAGAGCCACCGCCAGUUAGGAGGUCAGAAUCUGGCGAUAUCUUUUCUCCGAUGCCGUCGCUUUGCUUAUCAGUACUAUGGAGUGAUUUCGGUUUCUGCUGGACAUAUCGCACAUUCAGCUCCAUCUCAUUCACCUGAUGCGGGUUGGCAAAGGCGACACCAUGGAUCAUCCUAUGAACACCUCCCAGCAGUGCAAUGGCAAGACCCUGGAUGGGAUGGGUGCCUCAACACUAUUCGAGGGCACACUAGCUGGGUCUACUCGGUCUCAUUCUCACCUGAUGGGUCCAAGGUAGCCUCGGGAUCCAUGGACACAACAGGACGAAUCUGGGAUGCAGUGACUGGGGAAGCACUCAAGGUUCUUCGAGGGCACGCUAUCUUGGUUUGCUCAGUCUCAUUCUCACCUGAUGGGUCCAAGGUAGCGUCGGGAUCCGCUGACAGAACAGGACGAAUCUGGGAUGCAGUGACUGGAGAAGAACUCAAGAUCCUCCGAGGGCACACUGAAUGGGUCCGCUCAGUCUCAUUCUCACUUGAUGGGUCUAAGGUAGCCUCGGGAUCCAAUGACAACACAGGACGAAUCUGGGAUGCAGCGACUGGGGAAGCACUCAAGGUCCUCCGAGGACACACUGACUGGGUCCGCUCAGUCUCAUUCUCACUUGAUGGGUCCAAGGUAGCCUCAGGAUCCGAUGACAAAACAGGACGAAUCUGGGAUGCAGUGACCGGGGAAGAACUCAAGGUCCUCCGAGGACACACUGAGUCGGUCUACUCGGUGUCAUUCUCAUCUGAUGGAUCCAGGGUAGCCUCAGCAUCUGGUGACCACACAGUACGAAUCUGGGAUGCAGCGACUGGGGAAGAACUCAAAGUCCUCCAAGGACACACUGAGUUGGUCCGCUCGGUGGCAUUCUCGUCUGAUGAAUCCAGGGUAGCCUCAGCAUCCGAUGACAAGACAGUACGAAUCUGGGUUGCGGUGACUGGGGAGGAACUCAAAGUUCUCCGAGGACACACUGGCCAGGUCCUCUCAGUGUCAUUCUCAUCUGAUGGAUCCAGGAUAGCCUCAGCAUCCCAUGAUCGUACAGUACGAAUCUGGGAUGUGGCAAUGGGAGAAGAAAUUUCCGUCAGCGACAAAGAAUCCAUCUCAGAUGACAUCACCCUGGAUUCGCCUUCCACCCCAAUCACCGUUCCUAAUCAGUGCUCAUUUGCACAAGUCAGGCAUGAUGAGCUGAACCGUAUUCACCUUUUCCUCGGACGAUGUGGAACCCCCCAUUUUAUUGCCCCUACUCAUAUAAGUGACAGGAUAUCCAGUUGGGAGAUUUCGGGUGAUGGGCAAUCCCUUACUGUCCACAUGGAAGGAGGGGGUGUCCUGACUAUUCAGGCACCAAAGAGAUAUCGGUGUGUUUAA